Messenger RNA from Drosophila ficusphila, 941 nucleotides. RefSeq lists its product as uncharacterized. Bases 44 to 730 code for a protein of 228 amino acids. The transcript has 2 exons. The record is from RefSeq and is a predicted model, not a curated record. Lineage: Eukaryota; Metazoa; Arthropoda; Insecta; Diptera; Drosophilidae.
CAGCGUUUAGUUCUCUGUAGGUUGGCAUCGCGAACGGAUCGAAAUGCAGGCUCAAACAUAUAUUUUCACGACUCUGCUCGUUCUCUUCUGCUGCGGAAAUCCUUUGAAGGUCGAGUCCAGUCGCAUGAGUUGGCCAAAAAUGCCGAAAGCACUUGGCAACUUCAACUGUCGGAACGACAGCAUCGGAUUAGCCUUUAACUUGACAGAACUUUCUGGAUAUUGGUAUGAAGCUGCCCGAGUGCCGAAUGUCCAGGUGUUGGAGUGUCUGAAUGUGUCAGUUCCCGCGGAGACCGAUAACAACACUCUUUCGCUGGACUUGAACUUCAUCAGCACGGUUAACAACGACUGGCAGUUCACCAAAGAGUCUGUCAACUUUCCCUGGGACAACAAAACCCAAUUCGGAGUCUUUGAACUAAAGUACGAUAUGGUCACUGUGACUUACAAGUUGGUGGGCACUGACUACAAAAACUACGCCGUUAUCUGCGGAUUCGGAAGCAUCUCCCCCGUUCCGCUCUUCAAACUAUUCACUCGGCAGCGGGAGAUUGACCAGAAAUAUAUCGACUUAGUUCAGGCGAUGGCCGAACAAAUGGGGGUUUCUGCCCAUAUUGCGUGGGACAAACAGUCUCCGGAUGAGUGCAAUGGAUCCGGUGGUCGAGCUCCUCUGGCAAUUCUGAUGGGUUUCAUCACAAUGCUCUGGGGUUUCACCAUGGCAAAGCGAAUUUGUACCUAGGCUUUAUUAUUUGCCUAGAGAGUACUCAAUUUUUCGCCACAACUAUCAGUACAAAGUCUUAUCAAUGCUGUCUGUUUUAUUCUAAACGAACUUUAUUUUAUUUGGGGUCAUCUAAAAAGAUUGUUUACUUUUGUUAUCUUUAUAAGUCUAGCAAAUUAUGAUGUUAUUAGAGGCGUAAUUACAAAUAAAUAUAAUUCUAUUAUAUGAGGCA